GUUCCCUGUAUGAUCGGCGUCGGUGUACGAGGUGCGACUGUGUCUGUUAGCUGCCCAGCUAGCACCAGCGGUGCCAACAACGCCUGCUUUCGAGGAGUUGCGAGAGCUGAGACGUGUUGGUGGCUACCACAGCCUCUUUUUAGCGGGCGCGCGCUUCUGGGCGCCGAGUUCCUGCCCGUUUUGGUUUGUGCUGGACUCAAAAGUUGGCAUUUUGGGCGCGGACCCGUCGCUUGUCCACGGGUCGAGAAAAGCCUUCUCCCGAGCUUUGAGCGUAAGAAUACCAGCGGCAAAGACCGCCGCAAAACGGGCGGGUUUUUGCCAAAUUUAGCAGAAGCCAAAAGGGUGUAUAUACAGCUGGCAGCGACUCAGACGAUGGAUUCGCAUCGCUAACAGCCUACUCUGAUAGUAUACUACAAGCUUCGCUUCAAACAUAGGGCCAGAUCACCUGCCACAUGACAAAAGUGACCCAUUGCCUCCUCUGGUUCACCGCGGCCUGCGUCUCCGCUAUUGCGACCGCCGCGACGCAUGACAGCGCCGCGACAGCCACGCACGACGUCUCAAAGGCCUGCAUCCACGUCGACGAGACGGCGCCGCCGUGCGCGAACGACGCGACGCUCUUCGCCUUCGUCGGCAGCGCCAAGGGCAGCAAGUUCGUCCAGAAGGACAACUGCGCGACCUGCGUCUGCGGCCGCGACGGCGAGGACGAGUGGCGCCGCCUGAACAACGCGUCGCGCGCCGCCGCGGCGAACCCGGAGCCGUCGUGGGGCCGCUGCUGCGCCGGCUGGAACGGCACGGCGUGCGACGUCUGCGCCGACGUGGCCGCGUGCCCGCGCCGCGGCAAUCAAAGGGCCCGGAACUGCUCGGCGGGGGCCGUCGAGCCCGUCGCCGAGGAGCUGGUCAGCGGCAAGCGCUUCUCGUGCAGCGUCUGCGGGCCCGGCGCCGCGAGCACCCUGUGCCUGCUGCCGACGGUGAACGCGCCGAGCGCGUCCUUCGACCUGACGGCCUUCGCGGACCACGCCGAGGUCGCGUGGCGCCUGGGCACGUACCGCGCGGACGCGGCCAAGUUUCCGGGCCAGAACGACUUCGACUACGCGGCCUACUUCACGGGCAACCUCACGGGCUGCCAGUUUUCCCAGGGCACGUGCGCCUGGGACCCCGCGAAGCGGUGCCUCACGCUCAAGUGCGCCCGCACGCACAUCGACUGCCCGCCGGCGGACCUGCCGCGCUGCCCGGGCUGGACCUACGACGAGUGCACGCACAAGUACGUCUGCGAGCACGAGUGCGCGACCAAGUCGCCGACGGGCUGCUGCCAGGCGGCGCCGGGCACCGACGACGACGUCAUGCACGGGAAGCGCUACCACGUCGAGAACCCGCUCUGCUGCCCCUACGACCACGCCGCGGACGACGACGACGGCGCCUUUGCGGACGCGGGUGCCGGCACGUGCGAGUCGACGGAGGCCGUCUGGAACGUCGUCGCGACGGAGUUCGUGUGCGAGCUCGACGCGGUCGACGGCGCGCCGCCGUCGGCGAGGCGGUGCUACCUGAACCAGGACCACCUCGGCGACGAGAAGGGCUUCCCCUUCACGCGCGGCGCGGCGUUCGAAUCCCGCGGCGCCUUCAAUUCCGCUAGCCGGCGCGGCGGUGCGGGUCUCUCGAGCGAGGUCGUCGCCUCCGGUCAUCGCGAUGCACACGCAGGUGCCACGUCGGCAACUGCCUCUACGACAACGCCACGGCGGCGCCCGACAUCCCCGUCGUCGACCACGUCCACAGGCCGCAGCCCGCGGUCUCGGCGUGGACCUUCGACCUGCGCCGGCCCGUCGAAACGCUGCACGCGCACCAGUUCGCGCUCCUCGCCGCGGCCCUGGCGCUGGUGCUGGGGCUGAGCCUCCGCGCCUUCCUGACGAGCCCGCUCCGGCGCGAGGGUAUGAGGAUCGAGGGCGAGAUCGCGCUCGACUUCGCGGCGGCGGAGGACGACGAGGACGAGCUCGAUUCUAGUGAAGACGAGGGCCUGGACCUCGCGUGGCGCGGCGUGGGCCUCGCGUGUGGCGCGGCGCUCGUCGUGAAGCGCGCGGACGGGUGCGCGCCCGCGGGCGAGGUGGGCUGCGUCAUGGGCCCGUCGGGCGCCGGGAAGUCGUCGCUGCUGCGGGCCAUCGGCGGCCGCGCGCCGCGGGGCGCGCGGCAGCGGGGCGCCGUCGAGGUCGGCGGCCGCGUCCUCGGCAGCCGCGCGCGGCGCGCGACGCUCGCGUUCGUCGAGCAGGACGACUCCGGGCUCCCGCCGACGCUGACCGUGGCGGAGCACCUCCUCUUCCACGCGCGCCUGCGCCGGCCCGCCGACGAGCCCGCGAGUGAAAGAAUUCGGGCCGUGCGGCGCGUGCUCCGCGCGCUGGAGCUCGAGGCCUGCGCCGGCACGUUCCUGGGCGCGCGGGGCGCCGACGACGAGGCGCCCGCCGCGCAGCGGGGCUGCUCGGGCGGCGAGGCGCGGCGCGCGUCGGUCGCGGCCGAGCUGCUGGGCGCGCCGGCGGCGCUGCUCCUGGACGAGCCGACGUCGCGCCUCGACGCGCGCGCGGCGCUGCGGCUCGCGCGCGCGCUCGGGCGCGUCGCGCGGCGCGGCGGCGGCGGCGGCCGGCCCGUCGCCGUGCUCUGCACGCUGCACCAGCCGCGGUCCGAGAUCCUGGCGCUCGUCGACCGCUGCUGCUUCAUCCACGCCGGCGUCGUCGUCUGGCGCGGCGCGGCGGCGGACCUGCGGGCCCUGGCGGCGCGGCUCGGACCUCCGGGCGCGAACCCCGGCGACGCGGUCCUCGACGCGCUCUGCGCGGACCCGGCGAGCCUCGGCGACGCGCCGGACGACGUCCGCGCCCGGCAGAUCGUGCCGGCGGCGGCCGUGGCCGGCGCGAAGUUUAAGAGGGCGGACCGCCGGACGCAGCUGCGCGCGCUCUGCGACCGGCAGCUCCUGCGCGUCGCGCGCGCGCCGGCGUCGUUGUGUCUGCACCUCGCGGGCGCCGUGCUGGCGGCCGUCUGCCUCGGCACGGUCGACGCGGACCUGCCGCGCGACCUCGGCGGCGCCCAGCGGCGCGUCGGCGCCAUCUUCUUCGCGCUCUUCUUCGUGACGUGUUUGAGUUUGAGCGCGCUCGCGGCGUUCCGCGAGGAGGCGGCCUGCGCGGACGGCGAGCGCGCGGCGCUGGGCGGGCUCUACGGGCGCGCGGCGCACCUGGCGGCGGUGCUCGGCUGCGACCUCGUGCUGCUGCGCCUCGCGCCGGCGCUCGCGCUCGCGCUCGUCGUCUACCCGGCGGCGGGCCUGCGGCCGCGCUGCGCGGGCUGGUGCGUGCUGCGCUUCGCCGCGGCCCUGGGCGGCGCCUCGGCCGCGGCGGGCUGUCUGUGUUUGGCGCUGGGCGCCGCGCGCAUCCGCGCCGAGGUCGCGAACGCCGCGGGCGCGCUCGGCGCGCUGCUCAUGGCGCUCUUCGGGGGCGUCGCCGUGUCGGUCGAGUCCAAGGCCCACGACACGGCGGGCGGCCUCGCGCAGGGCGGGGCGGACGCCCUGGGCGCCCUGUCGCGCGCGGCGACGGGCGCGGCGGCGCGCGCCGACGCGCUCUUCCACGCGUACCGCGCCGCGGUCGUCGGCGAGUUCGCCGGCGCGCGCUACGGCGACCACCCCCCGGCGAACGUCGCCGACGCCGUGCCCGGCGGGCCCCAGUACUACGUCAUCGACGCGCACAAGUGCGACCCGACGUUCCCCUCGGACCUCUACGUCACGGUGACGCAGAUCCUGUCGACGCUCGGCCUGCCCACGGUGUCGAGCGCGGCGGACGCGGCCCUCCUGCGGCUGGGCCUCGUCGUCGUCGCCGCGCUGGGCGUCGCGGCGCUCGCGCACGCGCUCCGCUCCGCCGCCGACGUCGACGACGCCGCCGAGAAGCGCCCGUUCGCGGAGCCCGCGGCGCGCGAGGCGCCGGAAGACGCGGGCGCCGACGAGGAGAACCCGGCGGCGCCGGACGCGCUGGCGGCGCCCCUGCUGGACGACGGCGAGGAGGACGACGACGACGCCGCGGACGGCGAGCCCGGGCGGCUCGCGUGCUCGCGCGUCGGUUUAAAAUUGACGACGGGGCGCGUCGUCCUCGAGCAGGUCUCGCUGGAGGUCGCCGCGGGCGGCCUGACGGGCCUGCUGGGGCCGAGCGGCGCGGGCAAGUCGUCGCUGCUCGCGGUGCUGAGCGGCCGGCGGACGUCGGGCGCGCCGUCGGGCCUCGUGGCGCUCGACGGCGCCGUGGCGACGCCGGCGCAGCGCCGCUUCGCCGCGGCCUUCGCGCCCCAGGACGACAUCCUGCCGCCGCACCUGACCGUCGCCGAGCACCUGCGCUUCCACGCGCGGCUCCGGCUGCCGGCGCGCUGGCCGAAGAAAAGGGCCGCGGCGCGCGCGCUGCGCGAGGCCGAGGCCCUGGGCCUGACGGGCGCGGCGCUCCACGCGACGCGCCUCUGGCGCUGCUCGGGCGGCCAGCGGCGGCGCGCGACGCUCGCGACCGCGCUGCUCGCGCGGAAGCGCUUCGUCCUCGCGGACGAGCCGACGACGGGCCUCGACGCGGCCACGGCCCUCAAGGUUGUGGGCCGCCUCGCGGCCCUCGCCCGGGGCGGCACGACGGUCGUCUGCGUGCUGCACCAGCCGCGGCGCGAGAUCGUGCGCCUGCUCGACCGCGUCGCGCUCGUCGCCGGCGGCCGCCUCCGCUUCCUCGGGCCGCCGGCGGACGUCGACGCCGCCGCGCCGGACGCCGCAAACCCCGCCGACGCGCUGCUGGACCUGUCGGCGUCGGCCGAGCGCCUCGGCGCGCUCGCGGCGCCCGCGCGGCCGCGGCCCUUCCGCGGCGCGUUCGUCGCGCCGGCCGUGCCGGCGGCGCGGCGGCCGCCCUACGGCUACGCGACGCUGCGCCUCCUGGCGGCGCGCGAGUGGCGGGGCGUGCGCCGCGACGCGAGCCUCCUCGCGCUGCACUACGGGCCCGCCGCGGCCGUCGGCCUCGUGCUGGGCCUGGCCUUCGCCAACCUGCCGGCGCGCAACGGGUCCGCGGCGGGCAUCCAGGACCGGCUGGGCCUGGCCUUCGUGCUCUGCGUGGCCGUGGGCCUGUCGGCGCUGUCGGCGCCGCCGCGCGCGCGGCGCGCGGCGCGGCUGCUCGCGCGCGAGCGCGACUCGUACGGCGGGCCGGCGGCGUUCCUGGCCAUGUGCGGCGUGGGCGACGUCCUGCCGCUGCGGCUGCUGCCGCCGGUGCUCACGGCGGGCCUCGCGCUCGCCGUCGCGCGCGGCGCGCCGACGGCCGCGGCUGGGCUAGGCUUCAUCGCCGCGGCGCUGCAGCUCCACUACGCCUUCGCGGCGCUGGGCCGGUGCCUCGGGGCCCUGGCGCCCUCGGACUCGGUGGCGAACGCGGCCGCGUCGCUCGUGCUCCUCUUCAACCUGCUGCUCUGCGGCUUCUUCGCGGACCCCGACGACCUGCCGGCCGCGUGGCGCCGCGUGGCGCGCGCGCUGCCGGCGGCGUCGGGCUACGAGGCCCUCGUGGUCCACGAGUUCUCGGGCAUCCCGGAGCUGUACCUGACGUCCAAGGUCGGCGCGCAGAAGUACCGGUCGGCGCCGCUCGCGGGCGACGCGGUCCUGCGCUGCUUCGGCUUCGACCCCGCGGCGGCGCCGGCGGCCCACCUGCGGCUCUUCCUCUUCGCGGUGGCGUACGAGUGCCUGACGUGCUUCGUGUUCUUCUGGUUUGGGUUUGAAAGCCGCUGAAGGUCGCGUGUAUGUUGGGCACGCCUGGCCUCUGAGUAAAUACUAUCCCUGUUACUAGUUUACAAGUCGCACCGG
Messenger RNA from Pelagomonas calceolata, 5824 nucleotides. NCBI's taxonomy places the organism in Eukaryota, Pelagophyceae, Pelagomonadales, Pelagomonadaceae. The record is from the annotation of a GenBank genome assembly.